CAUCUACAUCUUUACUUUAACUCCUUCUCCGGCACAUUUUUUCUCUCUCCUCUUUCUCCAACUCAACCUGACCCCACACUCCCUCUUUCUCUCUCCUCUUCAAUCCCAACAAAUUCAAUUUUUUAUUAGUCAAAAUAAGAAAAAAAAAUUGAAGACAAAACUCAAUAACUUCGGAGUGAAGUUGAAUUCACGCUGAAUUCAAAUUCAACUUUGAUCAUUGAAAAUCAACCAAAAAUGGAUCGGAGAAGAGCUCUAAGUCCUGUAUAUACUCGUCAAUGGAGUAGCAAUUCAAGCAGCAACGAUUCCAACUCACCUGCCAUGUCUCCUGCUCAUCCGAGUUCGCGACUCGGUACCGGUUACUCCACUGUUAAGCGUACUCAAAACGUCGCUGCUAAAGCUGCUGCUCGUCGCUUGGCUCAGGUUAUGGCUACUCAAUCUGCUACAGACGAUAACGAUGAUGAUAAUGAUAACGAUGAUCUUGAUCUUGGCUUACGUUUUGCUCCUCCUACGAAGAUAAAUCAUACUAAUGGAUUACAUUCUAAUCUCUCUGCUGCUCGUCCUACUCAUCGUGCUCCCUCCCCUGCGUUAGGUAGGAACUAUGUAGAUCACAAUGCUUAUUCUGUACGUUCAACCUCAGCUGGAAGGCCGACUACAAUUCGACAAGCAGCUGCAGUGCCACAACCUAGUAGAGUUGUGUUAAAAACCCCGGCAGUGAUCUCUACGAUAGAGCUUCCCACUCCAAAAGCUAGAGAUAAAAGGUUUCCAGAUUUAGGUCAUCUCAGCUUGAAAGAUUCAGGUAAUGGGCCGGACGAUGCUGCCCUUCUUGAUGAACUGGAUAUGCUACAACAAGAGAACGAAAAUGUCCUUGAACAGCUUCGAGAAGCCGAGAGAAAACGUCAAGAAGCAGAGGCCAGAGCAAGAGAACUUGAAAGACAGGUUGCAUCUAUGGGAGAAGGUUUAUCUUUGGAAGCUAAAUUGUUGAGCAGGAAGGAAGCAGCUUUACGUCAAAGGGAGGCUGCCCUUGCUGCUGCAAAACAGCGCAGGGAAGGUAAAGAGGAACUGGAGACCCUACGUCAAGAAAUUGAGAACCUAAGGAUGGAGGCUGCAGCAACUACAGAAAAGCUUCAAGAAGCUGAGUCUGAGGCAAAAGCUAUGCGCACUAUGACUAAAAGAAUGGUUUUGACCCAGGAAGAGAUGGAGGAAGUAGUUCUUAAGAGGUGCUGGCUUGCCCGUUACUGGGGUUUAGCUGUGCAAUAUGGCAUUUGUGCAGAUAUAGCAGGAUCCAAGUAUGAACAUUGGUCCAGAUUUGCUCCUCUUCCAUUUGAAGUUGUCAUAUCUGCAGGACAGAAAGCAAAGGAAGAUUAUUUGAACAAAGAUGAUAAUUUCAGUCAGAGUAAAUCUGGCCGAGAUCCUAGUGAUGUUACUGGGGAGGGGAAUAUUGAAACUAUGCUUUCAGUGGAAAUGGGUUUAAGGGAAAUGUCUUCCUUAAAGAUUGAAGAUGCAGUUGCAUUGUCAAUGGCACAAAAGAGACGUCCAAAUCUAGUUCGAGAUUUCAAAGCGGCGGUUGAUCCCAAGUUUAUGGAGUCAUUUGAAUUGAGUCAAGAGGAGUCAGAUGAUGUUCUUUUCAAAGAGGCUUGGCUUACAUAUUUUUGGAAAAGAGCUAGAGAUCACCAGGUUGAGGAGGAUAUUGCUGAAGAGCGACUUCAAUUGUGGACCAGCCGCAGUGGGCAGUCCCCGACGUUGCAGGAUGCAGUCGAUGUUGAACGUGGUGUGAUUGAGUUGCGGAAACUUGGAUUAGAGCAGCAGCUGUGGGAAACAUCUCGCAAAGAUACUGAAUUCCAUUCCCCUUCAUCCGAGAAUACAAAUCACAAGCAAGAUGUUGAAUCGGAGAAUUCUACAUGAACUUAGCAAAGUAUACUGUGGUAAUCCCUUGAAAUUUCUCUUUCACUUUCGCCAGCUAGAAAGAAAUGGCUGGUAUUUUUGUUCAGACUGAGUUUAUACCAUUGAGAAUCACAUGUAGAGAGGUUUUGUAUCGUGUAUGUGAUUAUUCGAACAAGAAAUUUCAGAAUCCUUGUAAAGUUGGUGUGUAAUUAAGCUGCUUGUAUACAACCUUGGAAGAUGAAUUCAAUAGAAUAGAAUUUGCUGUUA
Messenger RNA from Amaranthus tricolor (Joseph's coat), 2148 nucleotides. RefSeq names its product coiled-coil domain-containing protein SCD2. Lineage: Eukaryota; Viridiplantae; Streptophyta; Magnoliopsida; Caryophyllales; Amaranthaceae. The coding region runs from base 235 to 1902 and encodes 555 amino acids. The transcript is spliced from 17 exons. The record is from RefSeq and is a predicted model, not a curated record. Gene Ontology annotation, biological process: cytokinesis by cell plate formation.